CUGCCUCUGGAUCCACGGGCAGAGGAGCCCGCAGAGCCUCGCAUCCUUCCUCAGCGGCUCAUCUCUAACCACGCAACCACCGUUUAAACGUUACAGCGACCCGUAAGAGGGGCAGCGCUGGCGGGCAGCGUCUUCUUGGGAGAAGAGACUUGGCACUAGAGACUUGGCGUCGAGCGCGAAGGGAAGCGGCAGGUGGAGGACAGGCUGCAGCAGCACCACGCUGAAACACCGCGACGCCGCACGGGGAGCAGAGCGGGGCGGGACGGGCUCGCAGCGCACCGCGCCACCCGGCCCCUCACCGCGGGGCGGGGGCAGGAGGAGCCCGGCGUUACCUGGCCCCCCGGCGCGGAGAAGUCCACCACGCCCCGCAGGUCCGACGCGUCGCGCUGCCGGUAGAAGCGAAAAAGCCGGCGGAAGGCGUCCUCCCCGCCCUCCCGCGUCAGGGCCGCCGCCGCCAUCUUGGCCAUGCCGCGGCGGGCGGUGCAGCGUACUGCCGGGGCGGGGCCGGCCGCCCGCUUCCCGCCGCAGCUCCCAAGAUGGCGGCGGCCGGUGCGGUGCGUGCCGCGGGGCGCCGCUCCAGGAGGCUCUUUGACAUCUUCGUGGCUGAGGUUCCCUGGACGGUGUCGAGCAAGGAGCUGAAGGAGUACUUCUCGCAGUUCGGGUCGGUGCAGAGGUGCCAGCUGCCGUUCGACAGAGAUACAGGCUUCCACAAACGUUACUGCUGGAUUAAAUUCUCGACUCCACAAGAGGUUCAGAAUGUGUUUCAGAAGGACUCCCACAUACUUGAAGGCGCCAAGCUCACUCUCAGACAGCAGUCCCGUAGAAGGCGCAGUCAAAGAAGGAGUCAAAGGGAGUGAGCGGUGGUAGAAGGUUUUAUUUCACUAAAUGUAAAGAAACUAAAAUAAAGAUUACUGAGAAACUAUGAA
Messenger RNA from Strigops habroptila (Kakapo), 926 nucleotides. RefSeq names its product SRA stem-loop interacting RNA binding protein (gene SLIRP). Gene Ontology annotation, molecular function: RNA binding. The record is from RefSeq and is a predicted model, not a curated record. Lineage: Eukaryota; Metazoa; Chordata; Aves; Psittaciformes; Psittacidae. The transcript is spliced from 4 exons. The coding region runs from base 537 to 857 and encodes 106 amino acids.